This is a messenger RNA of Dreissena polymorpha, 7517 nucleotides long. Its product is annotated as CUE domain-containing protein 1-like. Gene Ontology annotation, molecular function: ubiquitin binding. The coding region runs from base 260 to 2020 and encodes 586 amino acids. Lineage: Eukaryota; Metazoa; Mollusca; Bivalvia; Myida; Dreissenidae. The transcript has 10 exons. The record is from RefSeq and is a predicted model, not a curated record.
AUCAAUUUCAAUCGAGCGCUUUCAAACUUCUCGUGGGAUCUCGCGCGUUUUCAUAUUAAUAACUUCCGGUUUAAAGUCAAAGAAAAAGCCUCAUAAAUUUGUUAUUUUACUUCAAUAUUUGCAACAGAAAUACGCCUACACACUGCCAGAUGGAGAACAGACUUAAAGUACUUUCAAGCUCUUACAAAACAUAGCUACAUGUAUGGCACCCACAUGUAACUGUGUUAAAUAGUACUUUGCACAAACACUGAAAGACACAAUGGCCACAGCAGAAACCAGAAUGAAAGAUGGCGAACAUCGGUCCCAAGAUGCACGUCCUGGUCAACCUUCACGAGACUCUAGACGCAGUACAAGGCAGCUGGAUUUUUUCCAGGCAAUGUCAGACUUCCGAACCAUGUUUCCAACCCUGGAUGAUGAAGUUAUUGAGGCCGUGCUGAGAGCCAAUGACGGCGCUGUGGAUGCCACCAUUGAUCAGCUUCUCACUAUGACUAUUGACGAGGACACUAGCGUUGUUAAGCUGGCAGAUUUUACUGAGACUGGCAUGCCGAGAAUGCUUCAGUAUCAGGACCACCAUGACACAUCUCUAUUGGCAACAGCUGCAAUCUCCUCCACCGACUCCCCGCCCUCCUAUUCAGAAGCCAUAAAGAGUCCUGGCACCCAGGAUGAAGUUUCCAGUAUUUGGACUACCCCAAUAUCUGGCACCCAGUCUGCAACGAGUCGGAGCCGAUUGCCUCUUGAUUUGGAUCUUGUGGACAGCGAUGGCUUUGGUGCAUUGCCUAAGAUAAGUCCUGGUGGUUUAAAAAAAGGGGGCUCAGGAGUGGGGUGUUCCUCCUCUACUAGGGAGACUGUCAGUAAAAAUAUUGGUGCGCCCUGGCUGACUUCUGCAGAUACGAACACAACUCGGAAGAAGGAAUUUAGGAACUGGAACCCACCUAUGCUUGGGAACUUACCUGAUGACUUUCUGAGAAUUAUGUCACCUGAACAAUCAACUACAAGUGGUGCAAAAACUUUAGGAGAUGCUAGAACAAGUAUGUUAGCAUCUCCACUCGAUUUAUCAUCAUUGACUGAUGCUCGACCAAAAACUCAUAAAUCUCGCAAAGGAGACAAGGUGUCGCGUUCUGUUAGUCUCUCAACCAAAGACACUAAAGACAAAGACUUGAAAUGGAAAGGUAUUGACAAGAAAAGCAAAUCUGGUGAUAAAUUUUCCCGGUCAUUAAGUGUAACAGAGGAUAAUGCUAUCGCUAGACAAAGGGAAGCUACUUCUUCUUCUGGGAAACGUUCUGUGAUAAUUGAGACGCAUGACUUUAGUAAAGGCAUGCUGGCUGAGAAAAUGAAGGAGAAUGAGCGGCGCCGCAAAAAGACCUCUGCCAACAUGGACCCAGAGCUUGCCCAGUACCUUGAGGAUGAGCGGCUUGCACUGGCCCUCCAGAAUUCAGAGUUCUUGCAGGAACUACGGGGCAAUGAGGACUUCAUGAAAACUCUACAGAAAGAGGCAGGUGAUAGCCGUGGCAGAAAUUCCUCAGUUGCUCCCAGUUUGAAUGCAGUGCCACCAGCACCUGUUUCAGCACCUGUGGCAGCCCCCGUGAGACCUCCAGAAGAUGUUCACCAAGGCUAUGGUGAUGACAGUGAUCGCACUUUAGAUGCUUUCCCAUUCAGCAAGCCCAUGGAGACAGCAAAGGAUGAUGACAUCGAGUUACAGAGACAGCUACAGGGAAUGGGCAAAGCUUCAAGAAAACAAUUUGCCUCACUUGCCAAGAAGUUUUUUAAACGGAAGAAGAAGACAUCAAGACAGUUACUCAAUGAGAAGCUCGCACCCUCUAUGAUGAAUCUCUUGGAGGAUGAGGAUGAUGAGGAGGAGGACUUACAGACAGACAGACGCUACCAGUCCAGCCCACCUACCAUCGAACCACUGCCAAGUACGCUUAUUGGUGUACCAGCCCACAAAACAGUUCAGAGACCGCCCUACAACCCAGGUGGUGUGGUCACUUAUUUUGACAACUCACGUGUGGACAUGGUGUGAAUGAGGAGACACUUACAAUAAUGAAUAAUAAACAAAUAUUUAUGCCCCCCUUCGAAGAAGAGGGGGUAUAUUGCUUUGUUUAAUGUCGGUCUGUCGGUCGGUCUGUCAGUCCACCAGGUGGUUGCAGACGAUAUCUCAAGAAUGCUUGGGCCUAGGAUCAUGAAACUUCAUAGGUACAUUGAUCAUGACUCGCAGAUGAACCCUAUUGAUUUUGAGGUCACUAGGUCAAAGGUCAAGGUCACGGUGACCCGAAAUAGUAAAAUGGUUUUUGAAUGAUAACUCAAGAACCCAUACGCCUAGGAUCAUGAAACUUCAUGGGUAGAUUGAUCAUGACUUGCAGAUGACCCCUAUUGAUUUUGACGUCACAAGGUCAAAGGUCAAGGUCACGGUGACCCGAAAUAGUAAAAUGGUUUCCGGAUAAUAACUCAAAAAUGCAUACGCCUAGGAUCAUGAAACUUCAUGGGUAGAUUGAUCAUGACUCGCAGAUGACCCCUAUUGAUUUUGAGGUCACUAGGUCAAAGGUCAAGGUCACGGUGACCCGAAAUAGUAAAAUGGUUUUCGGAUGAUAACUCAAGAACGCAUAUGCCUAGGAUCAUGAAACUUCACAGGUAGAUUGAUCAUGACUCACAGAUGACCCCUAUUGAUUUUGAGGUCACAAGGUCAAAGGUCAAGGUCACGGUGACCCGAAAUAGUUAAAUGAUUUUCGGAUGACAACUCAAGAAUGCUUUUGCCUAUGAUCAUGACACUUCAUAGGUACAUUGACUCGCAGAUGACCCCUAUUGAUUUUCAGGUCACUAAGUCAAAGGUCAAGGUCACAGUGACAAAAAACGUAUUCACACGAUGGCUGCCACUACAACAGACAGCCCGUAUGGGGGGCAUGCAUGUUUUACAAACAGCCCUUGUUGUAUUUUGUUUUUUAAUGUAAGGUUUAUGGGUACCUUGCACUGUUUUCCUACAGUUUUUGUAUUUCAUUUGUGCAAACCUUAAUUUUAUGGUAUAUUAAAAAAAGCUUGCAAUACCAAAUUAUUUUGUUACAAUAUAAACAUGUCAAUAAUUGUCUCAUUCAUAAGCAGAAAAAUCAUCAAUAAUUGACACCCUUCAGAUAAUGUUUAUGACAUGUUUUCAUGCCCCCAUCAUUUGCUGAUGUAGACAGGCAUUAUUUGGAUUGGCCUGUCCAUUAUUGUUUCAAAGCUUUGAUACUUGCAUGAAUGUUAUUUAUGAAGACUCGUGACAACCAAAUCACCUGACCUGAUUUAUAUCUUGACGUUGACCUUUUUUGGACUUGGACUUAUUAAUGAUGUCCAAUUUCUUGGUUAACUCUUUCAGUGCGGGAACCGAAUUUUGAAGGCCUUUGCAAACAGUUUUGAUCCAGAUGAGAUGCCACAGAACGUGGCAUCUCAUCAGGAUCCAAACUGUUUGCUAUUCUGAUAGUAUUCUUUGAAAAAAAUCGAAGAAACUGCUAAUUUUAGAAAUUCAGCAGACAACAUUUUAGCAGACGACAAAUUUCCCAGCAUGCAAAGGGUUAAAAGAAAAUGACAGGUUCAUCCUAUCAUAAAUACCACAUGCUCCAAAGCUUUGAGAUUUUCAAUAUAUACUGCAACACGGUUGACUCCCCGUACUUGAGGAAUAUUUACUUGCGUCUAGAAACCAUCUUCAUAUAUCAGAUAAAUGAUUUAAAGGUCAUUCAUAUGUAACUUAACUUUAUUGGACAAUUGCCUUUUUAUGACUAAAAACCUUUUUAACUGCUGUAGAAACAAAUCCAACACCACUGUCCGCCGUUGUUGUUUAUGUUUUCGCCUGUUAGAUUCGCGGUAAAUAGGUUAAACAGCACCAAUAUUAAAUUAAACAUGAAUAAUCAAAGCUCUAACACUUUACACUUUUCGAAGUAACAAUAAAUAACGUAUAUAACAAUUUAAAUAUAUGGAAUUUAAGACAUCAAAAAUAAAAUAAAUAGCACAAUUAUUUUCAAGCACUGUCGUAUUUUUUAGUUACGACAAUUAAUUGAUAAAAAUUUUCAAAUAUUGUUUAAGUCUGAGUUUUACGACAUUUUAUUACCAAAAAUUGAUUCCAACCUGUAGCGAGAGAUUUUUUCUAUCAGAUUUGACAAGUAGGUCACACAGAUUGGUUUUUAAACAAAAUCCAGAGGGCACUUAUGAAAAACCGCGGGUCAACCCGACCCACGAGUUUACCGGGUUGGAUGUUUUUUUAUAAACAUUAUCAACACUCCCACUUAACCUGAUCUCAUUUUUACCGUGACAUUGACCAACUCUUUGACUUGGGAUUUUUCUGAAGAUCGGAAUUCCUAGUUAACCAAAACUGGCAGUUUGAUCAACAAUACACAGUACACUAUUUCAGAAUGGAAUUGACCUUAUUUUGGACCACAACUUAUUAAAAAUGUUUCCAUUAAUUCCCACUGACAAGGCUCCAGCAGGUGGACACAUGUAUUAGUUGAACGCAGCAUCUUGUUUUAUCAUACCGCUGCAUUGAUGUCUGCCAGAUGUAAUGUUGCUUGGCAAGCCUCGCCGUUAUAUUAUUCUAAGCCUUGCCUGAUAUAUUACAAAAAGAUCAGGCAUUGACCUGUUAUUCUCUAUGUAUUGCAGCGCAUAGCAAACUUAAAAUACCAUUAAUAAGUAUAAACCAUGAUCUCUUACUGAAGGUUUUCUUCGUUUGCUAUUUGAAGUUUUGAGUCACAUUUUUGCUAGAUGCCAAUUUUAUUUGCAAAAUGGAUAGCUGUCUGUCAGUCACUAAGGCUAUUGCAUCCUGUUCAUUAUAACAUUUAUUUACACCAACUUAAAUUGUAAUUUUAGUUUAUUUCCAUUUUUCUAUGCGAGGUAAAUGUUACAAUAAAUCAUCAUGUAAAAAUGAUUUUUGUGCUGUAUGUGGCAAACUUAGCUCCAGCCCAGCAUGCACAUAAGCACUGUCUGGUCAUGAGCUACCCUGUCUGCUUAAGAGACUAUGAAACCUUGCGUGACUUGAUAGACUGCGCUGAUGCGUACGUCACAAGACCCAUCUUCUCAUGAUGCAGCUCAUCUCAUACACCAAACACACUGUUACUGUUGAAUUUAUAUUUAACUGCACAUUAGCCUUGCACAUUUUCCAACAUUUUGGUAAAAGACAUGAUGUAAAUAAAUACAGCUGCCAUAUUGAUAAUAACCUAUAAAUACAACACAACUUUUUGUGAGUGAAUGUUCAAAUAAUAAGUUAACCUGUGUGUCUAUUUCUAUGCAUGGUCCAUUUUGUGAGUCAAGAAAGUAAUGAUGCAAUAGGUUUUUCGAAUGUAUUUGUAAUUGUAAAUCAAAGUGUAUUUGGUUGUUCCUGAGGUUGCUUUAUCAAAAAUUGUUGUACUGAUUGUAAUAAUGUUUUAAUAUUAUAGAAUGAACAUUUUAAGCAUUUCAUAAACUUAAAAUGCCUAGUGGCAAGUGUAUGGUUUAAGUCAGUAAUACACAACAAGUGCCUAGUUGAUGUGUAUGGUUAAUUAUAAUAGACAAAGUUGAAAUUUUUGUGUAAUACAAUUUGUAAUUAGUUAAUAUCUUUAUAGGGACAAUUUAUUUGUGUUAUAAUCUUGGUUUGAACAAUAUGAUAUUAAAGACCUCCUUAUUCCAAUAAGCAGUAAUUUGCCAUGAUCUUACUAAAAUAACAUAGGAUGAUCUACUUAUAUAUUGCUGCACAGAAAAAGUGGAUGAUCAGGUUUUUAAGAAGUUUUGUUCCUUAUUCCACUUUAAGCUAUUUCUGAUGUUUGUAUCUGUUUUACAAUAACUAACAUUGUUAGUUCCAGACAUUCUGUGAAAAUCUCACUAUUUUUUCAGAUGUCAGUGUUCAUAGUUCACUUCAGUAUUUAAAUUUUGAUGUUUUAUCAAAAGAAUAUUUUGGUAUUGAUGAGGUUCAAAACAGUUGUUGAUGUAUUUUGAUAAAUGUGUUACCCCAUUGAGUCAAUGAAUAUUUUCAUUAUUGCAUGAUAAAAAAUGCAAGCAAGUUUGGUAGUUAAUAUUGUACACUUGAGGUAUAUUUGUUUGUUUUGUUAAAGAUUUGUUGUUACUUAAGGAUGAUCCAGCUCUCAGGUUGCACUUUGAAUUAAAUUUGAAGAUUUUAACAUUGUUAAGAUAUAUUUGAUACUCUUAUUUGUUAUUUUGUUUUUAAAUAUAGGGCACUUUCAUAAUGUAUUUUAGUGGGCUUGAUUAGUUGUACACAUGCUGUUUUGGUAAAAAAGCUUUCAUGUUUAGGAUUGUCAGUGUAGAUUGAGACUUUUUCCUGCCUAAAGUGCAUGUCCAUAAGAAUCCUGAGCUUUACUUGUGUGACCUUCCAUAAACUUGACUUAUGAUUCAGUCAUAUUAGGUAAAUCACCAAUCUGAUUGGUUGCUCUUUAUGGCUCAAACAUGUGUUAUUUGAGCUUAUUAUGUUUUGUUAGCUAUAAAAACAUGACCUUUGUCUGUAAUUAAAAUGACGAUUAAUUAACGAAUUUGCAAGAAGGUAGACAAAUGGAAAAGAACAAUGCAAAGCCUGAUUUUCAGAUGCACUGUGUAUGAUAUGUUUUUUCUGCAUUUUUAUGCUCCCGGUAGGGUGGCAUAUAGCAGUUGAACUGUCCGUCAGUAUAUCAGUAUGUGUGUAUGUCAGUCUGUCCGUCCGUCCGAGAAAAAAAACUUGAGCGUUGGCCAUAACUUUUGCAUUAUUGAAGAUAGAAACUUGAUAUUUGGCAUGCAUGUGUAUCUCAUGAAGCUGCACAUUUUGAGUGGUGGAAGUUUACGGUCAAGGUCAUCCUUCAAGGUCCAAGGUCAAAAAAAUAAUAAUUUCAAAGCGGCAUUUUCAUAAAGCUGCACAUUUUGAGUGGUGGGAGUUCAAGGGCAAGGUCAUCCUUCAAGGUCAAAGGUAAAAAAAAAAUAUUCAAAGCGGCGUUCUCAUGAAGCUGCACAUUUUGAGUGGUGGAAGAUCAAGGUCAAGGUCAUCCUUCAAGGUCAAAGGACAAAAAAAAUCAAAGCGGUGCAAUAGAGGGCAUUGUGUUCUGACGAACACAUCUCUUGUUAUUUAUCUUAGACCAAAUGCAAAUAUAUUACUGAGAACUAUCAAACAAUGAACAUCUACUUGGAGUUUGAAACAUUAUUCAAAAUUUGUUAUUUAAUGACUCAACAGUGAGAAUGCAAAUUUUUGAUUCUCAUAUGAUUUGAUCAUCAUUAAUUUAUCUCAAGAACGAAAGCAAGUUUUAGUGAUAUGGUGAGUUUGGAUUUAUUCUAAAUGUUUGACUUAAAUGCAACAUACAUGUAUUGUACCAUUUUAAUUAUUCUCAGCUCUUUCACCAUUAGAAUCGACUCCUUAUUUUAAGGUGUUUAAUUGUAAUGUUAAAUAUUAUAAACUUAUACAAAAUGUUUUAAUCAUUAAAAGAUGAAUCUGUUUUAGCAUGAAUUGUUUUUGUAUUGUGUAUAUGAUACGCUUAAAGAUUUAUGGUAUAGAAUAUUAGCAUAGAAAACACUUUUCAUAAAUCAAAGAAUAAAAAUUGAUAAAAGUU